GUUGGCUCGUUUUCUGAUGAGCACGUGCGAAACUUCCAAAUGUUUGUUUGUUUUGUUUUUCAGCAAAGUGUUUCUCUUCUGAUCUCCCGUUCAUCUAGAUUCCCUGCAAAAGGCCUUUUUUUGAAGAGCUUUCAGCCAGGCAAGCGUGUUGAGUGCUGGGCAAGCAAGAGAGGUAAUUGUUUGGAUGCAGCAUAGUCCCAACCAUGAGCAUUUUCAAUAUGCUUCUGAGAAAUGUUGUCAAAAGUUCUGUCUUCCCAUUUGCCAUGAAGGAGAGAAGAAAGAAUGGCUUGUUUUUAACAUGUUUCUAUAAACCAUUUCUACAUAGAACUCUGAAUUUGUCACCUUACUUGAAGGACGUUGAACCUAACCCCCCUCAGAAACUAGAUUUGGAUGAAUGGAAAAAUAUUAUGCGAGCAGAACAGCAAAAGGAAAUCUGUGAGCCUACAUCCAAAUGUGAGGAGGAUUCCGCUUUAACUGCCAUGCGGGAGUUUGUGGAGAUGCGGAGGCUAGCUGGCAAACUUAUUCCCAAAAAUAUAACUGAAGAAGAGUUAAAGACCCUUAUGGAACUUACCACAAAGUCAUCAAAACUUAAAUAUUUGAAAUUCUUAGCUAUCAGAGAGAGAAAAAGAAAUGCCAGGAACACAAAGAAGGAAGAGAGACGGGAACAAAGGAAGGAACUGCUGGGAGAGGUUGAGAACAGGGAUGCUGAUGACCUACGGAAUAGUUUCUUGGUCGGGUUCCGCGCCAAGUCUCUGGACAACUUGCAUAAUUGGAGGGCUGCAUACGCUAUGAUCUUCGGCCAACCUCUGGUAUUCGAUAUGGUUUUUGAAAACUGCAUGUCAGUCAUAGAACUGCAGAACGCAGUGAAACAGAUUAUGGAAAGUGAAGGGUAUAAUCGAAAAUCUGUAGAUCCGUUCCACUUACACUUCUGUAACCUCAGUGUAGAUGGGUUAUAUAUGAAGGAGUUUCGCAGGUCCUAUGGAAAGACAUGGGACAAUUUACUUGUGACAGAGACAGAACACUGUUACACAAAGCUCUUUCCAAGAGACAGGCUCAUCUAUUUAACACCUGAGUCCCGUAACAUAAUGAAGACAUUUGAACACAAUAAAGUUUACAUAAUUGGGUCACUGGUGGACAAGGGUGGACAGAAGGGAGCUAGCUUGGCUGAAGCAAAGCGGCUGAAUCUGGCAACUGCUAGGCUGCCCCUGGAUCUGUACUUGCGGUGGAAUAUAGGUGGAAAAAAUCUGACGCUGGACCAGAUGAUUCGCAUUUUAAUAACUUUAAAAGACACCGGUGAUUGGAAGAAAGCUCUGCAGUUUGUUCCGAGAAGGAAACAUGGUGGUUUUUGUGGGAACUAGAACUGUCAGUACCUAAAAACUUUUAAAAAAACAGCUGCCUGAAAUGAGAUGCUGUGUAUAACCUGGCUAUUUCAGCUAUUUACCCAGAAGCUUAUUAAUCAUCUUGUUCAAACAUCUCUAGGAGGAUAGUCUUUGAUUACCAAAUAAAAAUUUUACU
Messenger RNA from Gavialis gangeticus (Gharial), 1515 nucleotides. It is a transcript of the gene TRMT10C, whose product is annotated as tRNA methyltransferase 10C, mitochondrial RNase P subunit. Gene Ontology annotation, cellular component: mitochondrion; nucleus; nucleoplasm. Gene Ontology annotation, biological process: mitochondrial tRNA 5'-end processing; positive regulation of mitochondrial translation. The transcript has 2 exons. Lineage: Eukaryota; Metazoa; Chordata; Crocodylia; Gavialidae. Bases 204 to 1358 code for a protein of 384 amino acids. The record is from RefSeq and is a predicted model, not a curated record. Gene Ontology annotation, molecular function: tRNA binding.